Schistosoma haematobium is the source of this 10298-nucleotide messenger RNA. RefSeq names its product Histone-lysine N-methyltransferase setd1a (gene SETD1A). Bases 650 to 5095 code for a protein of 1481 amino acids. Gene Ontology annotation, cellular component: Set1C/COMPASS complex. The record is from RefSeq and is a predicted model, not a curated record. NCBI's taxonomy places the organism in Eukaryota, Metazoa, Platyhelminthes, Trematoda, Strigeidida, Schistosomatidae. The transcript has 18 exons. Gene Ontology annotation, molecular function: histone H3K4 methyltransferase activity.
GAAUUUGGUUGACCCCUCAGUGCGCGUUAUUCGUUUUGACUACGGAAUCUGUAUAUUUUGUUUUUGUUGGUUAGAUGGUAAUCUAUGGACCUUUGAACCACAUUUUGAAAGAGGUCGUCUGCUUCCCAUUAUGAGCAGUGUUCGACCGAUCUCUUUCACAGCUGCAAAAUUGCUAUGGGACCCAGAACUAAAUCCAUCUUGUCGAACUCCUUUGUAUCGAGUUGAUGGCAUUGUAGAGGGGCGAAACGAACCAGAUCCAGAUCCAGUAGUUGAUCCCAGACGCCCUUUGGACUUUAGAAAUUUUUGCAAGAAAGCGGUUGUCGAUCUUCCGAUCCCGAGUUUCAAGAUUGACUUAUAUUACGUGGGUGAAAAACCAGAAAAAGAGGUCACUUUCUCGAAUCUUAAUGAUAACAUCACAUUUAAGAACCUAGAAGACAUGUGUCGUAAAUUCGGUACGAUUAUAGAAGCUAAAAUCUACUAUCAUCCAAAAUCACAAUGCCACCUUGGUAUCGGAACCGUUGUAUUUACAUCCUCUAAAAGUGCAAGAGCUUGUGUGGAACAUCUUAACCAGACAUCAAAGAUGGGGAAUAUAAUGACCGUACAGGUGGAUCCUUUUGGUAAAAUUAGAGUCCGGUUGAUUGCUGAACAAAUGGCUGAUCUCCUGCCUUCAAACUCUUGUGAUCAAUUCCAACUUCCAGAAAAACCUUUUGCUAAUCAGAUACACAGCCACAUACCUUCUGAUUUCUCAUCACAAGGUUCCUCAAAUUGUGAAGUUUGUCCACACAAUCCCACUCCACGUCAGUCUCAUACAUCCGCAAAUCUUAGCGAUCACAAAGCGGUUGAAACUUUGCCACAACCGCAUUGCAUGACAACGUUCAAGUCUCACCUGUUUUUCAAAGCAUCUGAUAAACAGGAAUCGGACUUAAAAACACAUUUACGUCCUGAAAAGUCGGCAUGUGUUCUGAACAACGAUGAUAUUUCAGAAAUAUCUUGUGCCGCGACCCACUGGCAUCGAAAAGCUCCGUCUAAUUCAAAUAUUGGCAAAAGUACUUCAGGUUUUUUAGUAGACCAACAUACAAUGGGACUUGAAGCCAAUACAUGUGUUUCUAAAAAGCUUUCUAGCCAACAAGAUGAUGCAAAACUUCAUGUGUCCCGUUAUUGCGAAGAGUCUCUUGAAGCUCGCAUACAAAAAUUGCUUAAACUGAAUUGUGUAAAACCAGUUCCUGAGUUAAAACAUACUCAGAAUACCCCAGUCGUUUCAGAUCAUAACUCGAAAGUCACUUGCAAUCUUCCAGUAUCUUCAGAAGCAUGUAUUUCGACCAAUGUACGUAUCAAGUCGGAUGAUUUAAAACGGUUUGAAAGCCCUUCAAAUCAAGUGGUUCAGAAGGGAAGCACGCCUUCUGAUUCAUCGAAAAAUAUACGAGUAGUAACAAGCCCGUCAUCUAACCGUCGCACACUUUUACCUACUCCUGAUGGGUCACUUGAGAAUACCAAGACUUCUUUGUUCAACCUUCAUCGUCCGCCCCUCCUAAAAACUCCUUACAAACCAGUGGAUGUUCAAGAAGUGAUAAAAAUAAUCGAUGACGUUCAUAUGAUUUUUGUGGAUGAGUUACGAGGAAUCAUACAUCGGGAUAUAACCCGAAAGCUUGUUGAAGGUCAGGCAUUUAAAUUAUUUUCCGAUUGGUGGGAUUCGAGAGAACAAGACUACAGACAAAAUCAUGUCAGUAGUCAUCACAAUACUAAAGAGGAGAGUGUGGGUAGUAAUUAUGUAGACCAUCCAACCACAUCUCAUGAUUCUACCGUUCCAUCACAUCAGAACCAAAGUGCUAGUGGGAAUAUGUCUAACUUUUCAUUUGCUCCUACUUCAGUUUCUUCUAGUAUUCCUGUAUCAACUAUGUCUGACAAUAAUUGUGUAUCUUCAAACUUUAAACUUUUUGGUUUGGGUAUGUUUACAACCUUAAGAUCUGCUUUGCCAAAAAUUAAACGCAAACCUCGUCCACCUAGUCCUGAACCCAUAAGUUCAAACACAGUAGCUUCCACAUCAAAGACUGAGUCUCUUGCUAUCUGUCAAGAUGAACAAAAUGUAAAUUUUCGGAGUAAAACUGAAUUAAAGCUAAGAGGAUCUCCUUUUUGGGAAAGCCGUGGUUCUCUAAUACAAAAAGCAAGUGACAUAUCAAGUUCGGACGAGAACAAUGGUGAAGUAAAUAUUCGUGGUAAAAUCUCUGAAUCUUCAGGUAGUGAAAGUUCCACGGAACAAGCAGAUCAAGUGACUACUGAUCGUGUACGAGACCUUUGCAGCUCAAAAGAACAUCAGGAUAGGCAUAGAUAUCAUCACGUUAGAAGACGCUCUGGAACUUCCAAGUCAAAUGACAAGUGUGAAUACGUUCGAUCACAGUCUAAAUUCCCUUCAAAAUCAAGCCAUUCUCCUGAAAAUAUUCGUACAAGCGAUUAUACUUCAUCAGAUAAUGAUAGCGAACUCAUUUCUCCUUCAAAAUCUUUUCAGCAUAUUAAGUCGCGUAGAGAACAUGCGCGUGUUUCAGAUGUAUUUUCCAAAAGUGAUUCGAAAAGUCCAGUUGGAUCGAGUUUACCAUCUGAUAGUGAAAGUUCGGACCUAUCAACUGAACCACAAAAUAACCCCGAUGAAGCUCGAAGAUUUACAAAACCUUCACCGGAUGAACUUUCUGAGAUUUCAGAUUUUAAGUCAGACUCCCCUAAUCGUGGUCGUUUAUCACUUGUAGAAACUUCACACUUUGAAUCUACGCGAAACAGAAAUUCCAAUGAUUCACUUUCUUCACCUAUUUCUUCACAACCAGAGAGUGCAUUGGAUUCCGAAGAAAAUGAAGAUACAGAGCUAACGGUCGUUGGUAAAAUCCACAAACCUGAGAAAUGUACUGCCUUCCAACGAUCACCUGUCUCCAAACCUGUUUGUCCUAUUCAAGAAGUUCAACGCAGAAGAGGUCGACCACGAAAGAACAACCAAUUGUCACAUAAAUAUUCAUCUAAUUUCAGUCCACAAAAAGAGACAUCUGGUUUUGAAGACUCUUUGGUUUCUACAGAAUCUAGUUUUGAAGACGAUAUGUUUAAGACAAAUGAUGAUAGUUCUCGCGAUUUCUCUACUUGUGAUAAUAUUCCUUCAAAAGUUAACCAAGUGAAUCAUCAAUCAAACACCGAUUGGUCUAUAUUACGUGCAUCUUUGGAGUUCCAAUCUUCAGAUUUUCCUACUAUUCCUUUGACAUACAACUCUCAACCAUCUGGAGGUUCACGUAGAAAACAGAAUCUUGGUGGCUUAUGCAGAAACAAUAUGGCCUUGUCAACUAUUGAUCAAAAAAAUAAAUGUACAUCAUUUCCAGACACUGACAUUCCUCAGAAAAUGAGUUUGAUCUCUGAUCAAAAACUCCAUAGAUAUCCUUUAUACCAUUCUCCAGGAUUUCCUGUAUCAUCAAGGGAUCGUGAUAAUUUGAAGCUAUCUGAAAAAAAUAUAAAGUCGGAUGAUUUAGAUGGAGAUAGUACGGAUAGUGCUUCAAUGGAAUCUGUAGAUAUUGUGGAAACUGUGGAGUGUAAAUAUAUGUGGCCUGAACCCCUCCUUACCGAGCAUAAUUAUUUUCGUGUUCCUGAAAUUGGAUCUGUCAUUCAUUAUCGAUCUACUAGGAAAGUAACUAAACACAAUUUAAAGUCAAAGGAUAGUUUCGUCGACAGUCAUUUGACCACAGCGGACAAUUUACGAAAACGCUCUUGGCCAACAGACCCUACGUACAUUAGUGGCGGCGUCAGUGAUGAUGAUUCCCAUGAUUCUUCUAAGUGGUUCAAACUGUCGAAGCGUUCGAAUGUUUCAGAGUUAAGAAAUGAAGAGGUUACUGGAAGUUGUAAAGCUGACUUAAAAGCAAAUCAGCUUUUGACAGAGGAGAAUAAGAAGCCAAAAUAUAUUGGAGCGAAACCUGAAACUUCGAAAGUUCGUGGGUCACGUGAACUGGCCAGUCUUUUAGCACCAGUACCUAAAUCCGAAAUUCGUCGUGUUAUGGAAGAAUCUUGCGGUCUACUGAAAGAAGACAUUUACAAACGUAUGUCUGGAGAGCGAGGUUUUUCUCGAUCACAACCACAUUUUCAACCAAGGUCGGCAUCUGAAGAAGAUUACAUCCUGAGGAGUAUUCUCGUUUUUGGUAUAGAUGCAGAAGAUCUUAGUUUUAUGUGUGAAGCCUAUCAAUUUCUGCUAAGCAAAUGCCAUUCACCAUUAGAUGUCACUACAUAUGAUAAUUUCAAACAAGACAAUUUUUAUAUGAACGCUAAAGUCGUUGAUCCUCGUGUUGUAAAUAUUAUAAGCCUUUCACAUUGGGUUGAGCAUCCGCCUACCCUUGCCGCUGAUCCCAUUACUGUCAAAACACACGUUAAUGAUAGUGGACAUCUUGUUAAUUCACGCAAUUUGUGGUCAGGUCGACAGAAGCAUGAGCGUCAACGAUAUCAAUACAAAUUUUUGUGUUCUAAGAAUUCCACAUCCAAAUUAUCUUCUGUUCACCAUAAAUCCUUUGCAAGAUCAUCUGAUUCAGAUGACCUUUAUUCCUCUUUAUCUGAUCAAUCACUAAAUCACUCUUCUGAUGAAAAAUACAAAAAGGAUUUGAGCAACAGCUCAGUAUGUAAAAAGGAAUGUUCUCCCACUUACUCACCUGUAAAUACUUCAUAUAAUCAUAAACUAAGACUCUCCUGGCCUAAGUUUGACGACCAAAUACUGGCGGUAGCGAAUUAUGCUGCUUCUUUAAAUGAGAAUGUUGAUACAGUUGGAGAUAGUGUUGAUAUUCACCUUGGUCCUGCAGCCUGUUUACCGCCAAUCCAUUCAUCAGGGUCAGCUCGAACACAGGGCUAUUACCGAAUGCCUACUGAAGAAAGAUUUCGACGUCCUUGGUGUGUCGGUCGAAGUUUAAUUGGAGAAGACGGUCGUCGUCGCCCUAUUCCCUUAAUGCCUGCAACUGUGCAAGCACAGCUUGGAGGUGAUGCAGCAUUACAAGGUACCCAUCGUUCUUUAUCAAUUUUUAUAUACAUUUUUCAUUUACAGAGAUAUCAUUCCAUGGUGAAAAACUAUGUAAUCGGAGGUUCCCUUAGUUAAACCUUCAGACUCUUGUAUUUGCGAAAUAACACAAUCUAUACAUUAAGCACUUGAUAAAUACAGUUCAGUAAGUAGAUCUGAAGAGGUUUCAAAUCCUAUAUAAAGGAGAACGAUCCAUCAGUUUUGAGUACUCCUCAUCAUUAAUUAACAUAGUCUGGACAAAUAUUAGGAGCCCAAAGUCACCAAACCAUCCUUUCAUCCCAAUUAUUAAUUCUUCUGGGUUAUUAUAUCUCCAUUCUCUUCUCUUUUUUAAUGAGAACUCAAACCGAACAUACUGAUAGUCAUCUCUUUUAUAAGAUGAUUACCCAAUAAGCCUUAGACGUACAUUUCUUUUACGUCAACAUUUUUACGACGUAAUUGUCGUUUACCUGCAAGUUUUAACAAUUUAUUUAGGGUUCAUCUCACUUAUAUUAUAUAUUACUCAAGUCAUGUCAUUUCAUGCAUUAUAUGGUUCUUUGAUGAAACAUUUAUUUUGGUUAUGUUUUUAUUUAUCGCACUAUCUGAUAUUUGUAUGUAUUUCUAUUGUUAGUUUAGCAAUUUCCCUUAAUCUUCAACUCGAUUCAAGUAUACACUAUAUGCAAUUCAUUUCAGCGUUAACAAAUGCUUAUUAACUUAUUUUGCUAGACAUCGUUCACAUAUUGUAAACCAGACAGUCUUAUUUUUUUCUUGUAGCUCACAGAAUCUUGUUCUUCAGUUGUCAGUUUACAGUUAUACCUUGAAUUUCGCUUUCGUAAGAACCAUCUACUUACAUUUCACUAUAGGUCUUUAGUGCUACUUUAUUUAGAAAAAUGUACAAGGGAUUUUUCAAACUUUUCUAGUAUUUCCUUAAGGACUCUGUCGAUUUUAUUUUUCAAGUGUAAUAACUGUUUUCUUACUCACUCAAUUCUCGGAAGUAGGUCACUAAUGGGUGUAAGGAUCUACUUCAGUACGUUUGUGCUCUAUGGCAAGGUCUGAUUCUGAGUUAAACCUAGUGGGAAAGACAUAUGUAAAUUAAGGUCCUGCUUUUUUGUCUCAAAUUAUUUGAUAAAAUCUAUUUAAACAUUUAGGGAACUUACAUUUCCUGUUUUCCUUUACUUUGGCAUUUCUGUACAUAGAAUUUAUUAAAAAUUUCUUAGUAGUAUAUCCAAAAUCCGUUAAUGUUUUGAAUGUUUUCAUUUUAAUACUUAGUUCAUAUGUCCAGUUGACUUUAUAAUGAUGGUUGGGGAGUAUUCACUAAUAUUUCUCAUUAAUUUUUGCAACCGUUACAACAAAAAAAUUAUGCUCGACUUUAAGUGAAUAUAUAUCUGAAUCACAAACGCAGUUUUGUGUUUACUUUUCUAAUUCGGGGUACUAAGUGUGUAUAUUUCAGUAAGAAUUAUUGUUUCAUUCAUGAAAUCAUAAAUAAUAUGGCCAUAUUCAAAUAUGAACAAAGUUUAUUUAAAGAAACAAUCAUCAAUCAUAACUUAUCACAUUUAGAUCAGUAAAUAUUACUUAUUAACUAAAGUAGUCCUUAGUUCAUCAUGUCAUUACUUUAGACAAUUUGCUUAUUACCUGCCUUGUUUUCACGAUCACAACACAUACAACAUAUGUACUUGCUCUUCAUGUAUGUCUAGAUCGAAUAACCUAUGCAACUUUAACAAGAAAUAUUCUUUGUGUGUACGUUUUCUAAGACAUUUUUUUACCACAGUUUACUUUUCAACAGACCAAUCAGAUAAUUUGACCUUCGACAAACUAGAGCUUUCCUAUUGGUUAUAGGUAGUUCUUUAAUUUAUAACCAGUAAUAAUCACAUCAUUAUGAAUAGUGCGUAGGUGGGUGACAAUCUAUAAAGGUCGUAAGCGGAGAAUCUAUAUGAAGAAUUAUCGACCCUAUUAAAAUCAAUUUUCAACCAGUGGUUUAGGUCACAUAGUCUUUAAGGUCUUUUUUCUCACCUAUUGAGUAUUAAACUGCAUCCAUUUAUUCAAGAGCUAGUCUGUUUCUUCUGUAUCGACACAACUUUGUAUAUAGAGCAUUUUUUCUUGGGAGAGAACCGUGAUUUUAGCCAGUGCAGCAACAAUAAAGUGUUUGUUAACUGAUAAGUUUAAAAUUUCCUGCUUACGGUUAAAAACUAUUACGGUCAAAUUGGUAUCUAUGCUCUCAUUCAUGCAUUUUAGCUAUUGGCGAGAAUAUUGAGGAACGUUUAACCGAACAAGCAUCUGAAGCCAAGAAAAAACAACUCACUCAAUUUCGAGAGGCUCGGUCUGUUCAACGUCGAUUGUUAGCUGAAUUUCAAGAUAUUGAAACUGGCGACUUGCUUAAAUUUAAUCAGUUAAAGUUUCGUAAAAAGCAGCUCAUAUUCGCCAAAUCGCCUAUCCAUGCAUGGGGCCUGAUAGCUUUGGAACCGAUAGCUGCCGAAGAAAUGGUGAUUGAAUAUGUUGGUCAUGUGGUUCGUAAGGGUGUCGCUGAACUACGUGAACGUCAAUAUGAAGCCAAAGGAAUCGGUGGCUCUUAUCUUUUCCGAAUUGAUGAUGAGUUUGUAAUUGAUGCCACAAUGUGCGGCAACAAUGCUCGGUUUAUCAACCACAGUUGUCAGCCUAACUGCUAUGCCAAGAUAAUAAUGGUUGAAAGUAAGAAAAAAAUUGUUAUAUAUUCCAAAAGAGACAUUAAUGUUAUGGAAGAAAUUACGUAUGACUACAAAUUUCCUUAUGAAGAAGAUAAGAUACCAUGUCAAUGUGGAUCAUCAUCUUGCCGUGGAACGCUUAAUUAGGAGACCUACAUGUUCAGACAUUUUUUGGUGUCGAAAUCCGAACAGAUGUAUAUAGAUUUGUAAGUAAUUAUUGCUUUCUUCUCGAAAUCUUUGUGUUACAUGAGGAUUAGUUAUCAUUUCCUUACAUGUUUAUUUCUGUACAUACAUUCUUUUGUUAUUUUCUUAUGGUGUAUGAAUCUUGAUUGAACUAAUUUUUGAAAAUACCUUUCAUUCUUAAUUCCAACUAAAUAUUUGUACCAGAUUUGUUUACGAAAGAUCAUUUUUAUCCUCGAUACUUCAGACUACCCCGUGUAACUUUGUUCUCUUUAAUUAUUUCCUGUAAGCUUGUGCUUGUCUCUGGUACUGUGUAGAAUACGUCCUUUUCGAAUACGAUGGGUGGGGGAUAGUUUUAAAGAAGUCUUUUGCGAUUUCAAAAAGUAAAUAAUUACUUACAUCUAUCAACCCUCGUGGAGAAGCAUAGGCAUUGAGUAUCUUGUGUAGAUAAUUGUUUGCAAAUACCUGUAAUUUUUGAUGAUGAUUGAAGUAAUUCUCGAACUUUCAGCUCAGUACAGUAGGACUGUCUUAAUGUUCGUAUUGAAGAUUGUGACUUGAUAUUGGUUGAUAGUUAUUUUGAGGUCCAUAUGUUCUUGAACAGUAGGAAUCUUGUCUUUGUUUUACCAAUCCUCGCCUUUACGUCUGCAUCAGAUUCUUUAUGUUUAUCGAUGAUGCUGAAACAGAUGCGUGAAAUUGUCCAUCUCUUCCAGAGUUUCUCCAUCAAAUGUGGUUGGGUCGGUGUUCUCCGUGUUGUAUUUGAGGAUGUUGCUUUUUCCCAUGUAUAUGUUGAGGCCUAUUGAUGCAGAGGCUACUGCUACAUUGGUUGUCUUCAUCUGCAUUCGUCGGUGUGUAUGAGAUAGAAGAGCUAGGUGAUCUGCAAAGUCGGAAUCUUUUAGUUGCAUGCAAGCUGUCGAUUGUAUUCCAUGCUUCCCGUCACAUGUGGUCUUCAUAAUCCAGUCAACCACCAGAAGGAAGAGAAAGGGGAGAGUAAGCAGCCUUGUCUGACUCUGGUCCUUACUUGGAAUGCAUUUGUCAGCUGUCCUUCAUGCACGACUUUGCAGUGAGAUGUUGACUAUUUUCUCAGCUACCCACUCCAUAGUGUUGAAGAAGUUUCCAUAAUAUUUUCCUAUCCACAUUGUCAAAUGCUUUUUUCUAAUGAAGGAAGUUGAUGUAUAGUGACGAGUUCCAUUCAAUUGUCAGCCAGUAAGCUACAACGUAGGACCAGAUACGUUUAUGCGCCCGUCCAAGAUGCCACACCUCAUUAGCAUAACAAGAUGAACACCACAUUUUUGGAAUCAGUUAUGUCAAUAGUAUUAAUAUAUAAAAGAGGAAUCGCAUAUAAUGAUAGGGUUAUAAUUUCUCUUAUUACGACCCAGCUAUUCCUAUUAUUUAGUAUUCUUUGACACCAACUCACUCGACAAUUCUCCAAAUCAGAACACAGUUGAACAGGGACGAAAUUAUAUUUCAAAUAAUGAGGGUAAAUGGAAGUAGGAAACGCAAUAAAGAAACGUUAGUAUAUUUAUGGUUUUCAUGUGAGAAGUUUCUAGAGUCUUCUCCAAGUACCGACUAGCACUGAUUGGAUAAGUAAUUGCCAAUAGGCGUGCACCAACACGAUCUUUCACGGGACGUACUUUAAUUCAAUCUAUUUCUCCUAACAGACAUAACACAGGAAUAAAGAAUUAGUUCGUAAAAAUAUAUAUCUAGAGUGGUUCCAAGCUCAUGGUUUAAGACAAAGUUUAUACACUUACGCAACUGUGAUCGAUCCAGUCUCCUACCACUGGCCACGAUAGUCGCGCACAUCCUAAACAAGUAGUUUGCAUCUACCAACAUGGCUAAGACUAGAAAUUAGUGACUUCAAGCACAUGCCACGUUUUGUUUUGUAAUCAAAUGCUAGUAACUUACGAGUAUCUUCGGCCCUUAAUGGUCACGUUCCGCAGCCGUAAAUGAAAACAGGACGAACUGUCACGUUGUAUACUCGUCCCUUAAUUCAUAGACAGAUAUCUCACUUUCUCCAUAGGUGACGUAGGUUAGCAAAAGCCAAACGAGGUCUUAAUCCAUGCAGAAAUUUCGUCGGACAUAAACCCAAUUGGGCUGACCAGACUUGCAAGUUAUGUGAAGUUGUCGGCGCGUUCGAGUACUUUGCUCUGUAUCCUUAGUUCAGGUGUUGACGCAGACCAGUCCUGAAGCACCAACUUGUAUUUAGAGGGGAGAGAAACGCCUCCCAGAAGUUCUGGUAUUGUUGUACAGUGCUACCAAAAGACUGCAUUUUAUCAACGUCUUCACCAAACAUCUGAGUAUUCUCAGUCGAUAAAUGGACUUCCUGGUAGGAGAUCAAUUCCUAAAACAUGGGGCAACGGGAACGUUAUUUCCAGCAGUAGGCAUGUAGUGGCAUCGGACCCUAAACGCACAAUCUUCAAAGCUGAAUACGAGACAGCUGGGAAAAUGGA